CGCGCGCGCAGUGAUGGGAGGCUUAACAGGGCAUAUCGCCUGUUGCUCUUGCUGUUAGGAUGUUACACAGGGAUCCUCCUGCUUCUUAUCACUAAAGCUGACAUACAACUGAUAAUCACGGGCAUUUCAGACGUUGCAUUUGCUUCAGUUCUGGAGAGAAACGCAAAACAACCCAAAUGGACGGUGCACACACGUUCUUGCGCAAUAAAGUACUGUUUGGAUCCAGAACAUUGCAUCUUUAAUGAAAAGGACUAGACGCGUUUUGUGCGUCAUGCACUCUGUAAAGCCUUAGCACCAAAAUCCGAUCCAAGACAAUGUGCUUUUGUAGCCCGAGGCGUUUGGGCUUUUUUCUUCAGGAUUAGUCUACGGAUAAAAACAGGCUACAUUUGCGCGUGGACUUUUUGGAUGCUGAAGCGAAAAGCAUGGCGUACGAGCUGAAACCGAGGCUUUGCUGCAUGAGCAAAAGUGAGAAUGGAUACGGCUUUCAUUUGCACGGAGAGAAGGGAAAAAGCGGGCAGUACAUCCGCAAAGUGGAGCCUGCAUCUCCAGCCGAGGCAUCAGGAUUGCGCGCGGGGGACCGAGUGGUGGAGGUGAACGGGGAAAAUGUCGAGAGAGAAACGCAUCAGCAGGUGGUUCAAAGGAUCAAGGCAACGGAGUAUGAAACCAGGCUGCUGGUGGUGGACCGUGAGACAGAUGAGUACCUGCGCAGUCUGCGCCUCACCUGCACAGAGGACAUGGCUGUGCGAGUUAAUCCAUCAGCCUCUUCCUCCUCCCCUCCAUCGACCCCCAGCAAGCGGGAGAACAACUCCGUGUCCAAACUGCCAACCAGUCAUGAGAUACCAAAACCCAGCAGGAGGUCCCAAUCACGGGCUACCAAAAAGGAGGCUCCGGUGAUGCCGACCGCUCCGGCAGACGUGUCCGAACUCGUCCCCAGGCUGUGUCACUUGGUACGGGCAGAAACAGGAUACGGCUUCAACCUGCACAGUGAGAAGUCCAGACCGGGUCAGUACAUCCGCUCUCUGGAUCCGGGCUCUCCAGCUGACCGUGCAGGCCUUCGACCACAGGAUAGACUCAUCGAGGUGAACGGGGUGAACAUUGAAGGCAUGCGUCAUGCCGAGGUGGUGGCCUUCAUCAAGCGCGGAGGGGACGAGAUACGUUUACUGGUGGUGGAUCCAGACACGGACGAACACUUCAAAAAGCUGGGCAUCAUACCAGGCAGCAGCCAUGUCAAAGGUUUCGAGGGUCAGAUCAUUACUAACGGAUCACCAAAUUCUCGGGUCAAUGGCCACUCCACCCAGUCGGCACACUCUGACCACAGCAGCCAAGAUACCAGCACACAGAACUCUGAGGAUGGAGACAGCCACUCGCUGGACCCUUUCGCAGAGAUCGGCCUGAGACUGAGCCCCACAGCGGCGGAGGCCAAAGAGAAAGCUCAUGCCAAGCGUGGCAAGAAGAGGGCACCACAGAUGGACUGGAAUAAGAAAUAUGAGAUUUUUAGCAAUUUCUGAACAUACAGACAUACAUCUCACACACCCCACUCCAGACUUCCCCAACAUGCUACAUUCAGCCCUCUGUUGUAAAUGACUGCUUUUAAUGGUGAAGGCUGUUAUUUUUGUAGAAAAAGAAAACCAGGCAAAAAUAUUUUUAAAGGACAAUUGGAGCAGGCAGAAGGGAAAAGCUUCAGUCUAUUUUUUCACUCAUUUUUAACCGGAUUAAAAAAAAACUCUCUGAAUUUAGAACUGUGAUGAAAAAGGGCCAACAAGAACAAAAAGAAGGGAAGAGAAACCAGGGCUCUGUAUGUUUUUUGUGUAUUGCUCUUACUUAAGUUUACUGCUUCUGCUGUAACCACUUCAGACUUUUUUGUUUUUUCAGAGUUUUUACAAGAGCAGUAGAUCUUAAUCCAAAAAAAAAACAAAAAAAAAAAACAGAAAUUUAAAGCCUGACAGUUUUACAUCACGGUGUCUCAACAGCACUGCUCUCUACUCUGAAUGAAAUCUUGAGGAAAAAGCAUAUUAGCACCUUUUAGCUCAGACCCUUUAAGAAGGACAUGUAAAUUUGCAGUGAUAAAUGUUUUUUAUAAAUCAGUAUUACAUAUAAA
Tachysurus fulvidraco (yellow catfish) is the source of this 2098-nucleotide messenger RNA. Its product is annotated as Na(+)/H(+) exchange regulatory cofactor NHE-RF2. NCBI's taxonomy places the organism in Eukaryota, Metazoa, Chordata, Actinopteri, Siluriformes, Bagridae. The record is from RefSeq and is a predicted model, not a curated record. Gene Ontology annotation, biological process: protein localization to plasma membrane. Gene Ontology annotation, molecular function: signaling receptor binding; protein-membrane adaptor activity. The coding region runs from base 423 to 1508 and encodes 361 amino acids. The transcript is spliced from 6 exons. Gene Ontology annotation, cellular component: apical plasma membrane.